AUGUCGAUGUCGAUCGGCCUUCCUCAAGUGUUGAUCGCCGAAAUACUCUUCCGACUGCCGGUGAAGUCUCUGUUGCGCUUCCAGUGCGUUUCCAAGACAUGGGUCGCCCUAAUCAAUGACCCAACUUUCAUCAACAUCCAUCUCGAGAACAACAGAUCUGAACGCAAUCUCAUUGUGCAGACAGGGGAGGUUGAUUGGAAUGUUGGUGGGAAAGAUCGGCGCCUUAAUUUAAAUUACUACUUGGUAAACUUUUCCGAUCAGCCCGUGAAGGUCUUCCCGCCAUUCUAUCAGCCAUUAUUUCGUCUACAAUAUAUAUCCUCCGUCACCAAAAUCAUAGGCUGUUGCAAUGGCUUGGUUUGCAUUCACGGCGGUAAAUAUAAUAAAACUCUGAUUUGGAACCCAUCGAUUAGAAAAUGCAAGAAAUUACCCUUUGAGCCAACCGUACACGCUGGUCGUCCCCUCGAGAAAGCGUUUGCAUUCGGCUAUGAUCCAGUCAACAACGAUUACAAGGUUUUAUGGAUUGGAGAAGAAUUUGAGGUUAAGCUAUAUAGUUUGAACGCACAUUCGUGGAGAAGAGUAGAAGACCAGUGGCCUUACAAGGACUCGAAAACUUUUUCGAAUCCUGUUUAUUUGAAGGGUGCUUUUUAUUGGUUGGUGAAGAGUACUGCGGCAGGAGGGAUCCGCCUUCUCGCAUUCAAUCUCACCGAUGAGAAAUUCCAAAAGCACGCGCUUCCGGUUCCGGAUGAAGUUGAACCGCUGUCAUUUAAAUCUUUGAAGGCUUUGGGAGGAUCCCUUUUGGUUUCCAAAUAUGGGCGGGAGACACAACCUUUCCUAAAGCUUUGGAUAAUGACGGAGAGUGGUUGGUCUCCGCUUUGUACUCUGGAUUACCCUUUCCGGCAACUAGUGUCGUUCUCAACGGACGGUCAAAAGGUUCUAAUGGAGCUGGCUGACGGGCUCCUUUAUUGGUAUGACAUAAAAAAGAAGUCAUACGACAAUGCCCUCACUCCGAUUAUACCUAUUGGGAACAAGAGUUGGACAGGAAUUUGUGAGACAAGCCUCCUUCUCCUCGAUGGUGAUAAUGUCGAUUGA
This is a messenger RNA of Corylus avellana, 1089 nucleotides long. Its product is annotated as F-box/kelch-repeat protein At3g06240-like. NCBI's taxonomy places the organism in Eukaryota, Viridiplantae, Streptophyta, Magnoliopsida, Fagales, Betulaceae. The record is from RefSeq and is a predicted model, not a curated record. Gene Ontology annotation, molecular function: protein binding.